GAGGAAUCACACGUCCUGAAGAUGUUGGCAGUAGAUGGUUUGGAAAGUUCAGCUCCGGAAUCCUCGACAUUGCCUAUUAAAGAGGAAAAAGUAAAACCUGGAAAGCAUGAUGAAUUGCAGUAUCUGAAUAUGAUUCAGUACAUUCUUGAUAAUGGCAUGGAGAAAGGAGAUAGGACAGGUACAUUACAUACAUUGUACAGGGUAAUAUAGAGCCAAAAUCAAAACUCAAGAAAAUUAGUUAUUUAUUAGUUUUAAAUAGUAAAUAUGCUGUAAAAUUACUAAAUGACACAAUACACCCCUGCUCGUUUUUUUUUGCAUAGCUUCAAAAGCUCUGAUAUAGAUCAACACUAAUAUUUAGAUUUGGGAUCUUGUGUACUUUGUGCACCCCUUGGUCGAUACAUCAGUUCAUAUAUCGACAGAUACAUCAAUUCAAUACCCCCACUGAGAAUUCCUAGGAGUACCUCCCCCAGGAUGCCUCUAACUGGGGGGGGGGGAGGGGGUAUAGGUGGAAGUUUACAGUAUGGUGCCUGUUGACCACUGCCUGAGAAAUUUCAUACUAAUGGACUCUCUCUUCCAGUACAUGUACAUCUCUUUCCACAGUAAGCAGUUUGAGGUGGCAGUUUUCAUUGAAUAGGCUUGUCUCAAAUUGUUCUAAAUUGUUCUUGGUAAAAAGUAACUAUAUUUUUAAGAACCUGCAGUUUGUGGGAGGAUGACUGUUCUUGUUGUUAACUUUUGCCUAUGAAAAUGCUGCCACCCCAACUAGCUGCUCCCGGAUCUCCUACUUUGCAAAUUUUUUUAUGAAAAAAUGUGAAAAAAAUUAAUGUGUAUUUUUUAAUUUUUUUAGGUACAGGUACUAUCUCUGUCUUUGGUACACAGAUGAGGUUUAGCCUACGUAACAAUGUUAUUCCUCUCCUGACAACAAAGCGUGUGUUCUGGCGUGGAGUUGCAGAAGAACUCCUGUGGUUUGUUAGUGGAUGCACUAAUGCAAAAGAGUUAAACAAGAAAGGAAUUAAAAUCUGGGAUGCAAAUGGCUCAAGGGAGUUUCUUGAUAAACAAGGUACAUGUGACAUAAUGCAGUACAUUUAAUAUAAAUUUGCAUUGUACCAACUGUGAUUAAAGGGUGAAAGGGGUUUUUCAUGAUAUGGGAUCAAGUGUUUUUAAUUUUUCGUGAAUGGUGAAAAUAAGUAAUUAGAAACCACAAAAUACUGUCCUUUUACUUCUCAGAAAUUUCUGUGAAACGUGAACACAGAACGUUAAUUACAGUGAUGCAUUAUUUUUCCUAUUUUUUAAUGUCUGUGAAAAUAUGUUUAGGACUCCCUUCUUCACCCUUUACCCCCCUCUAAAUAUGUAAGGAUCAAUUUAGCAUCCACAAUGAUGAUGGCAGCGAAAACGUCACUUUUAAAAUGAGUUCUCAUUUUUCUAAACUUUGUCGCAUUUAUUUCAAUUUGCUGAAAAUGACAAAUGUAGGCAAAUUUCUUUGAAGUUGAAUUCUUGGGGACCACAACAAGGUUUAGAAAGGGAAAGAAAAAUUCAUUGUCACAUGUGUACAUUUUCCAUAAAAUGUGAAAUUAGACAUUUCCACAUUUCAGUCUUGCAGUGAUGGCAAAGAAAUAUACAAAAAAGUGUGAUAGUUAUUGUUUUGCUUGCAGGGUUGUCACUAAGGGCCGGGGACCGGGGAUUUCGCCCGGCUACUCAGAGCAUGGCCCCCGGCUACUUUCGUCAUUAAUUAAACCAAAAGAGCACACCUUUGAAACACACAAAGACUAUCCAUCAAACUAAAUGCAAGUUUCAUCUGCAGCAGGUUUAAGUAAUCAUUUUGAAAUACUCGCGUGCAAAAACUAAGAAAUGUCGGAAAAAGACAUCUGACUUAGAUUUGGUACUAGUACACACGCGCGAAAACUCUCCGUUCGCAAAAUGUCAAAGUAGGGAGUUUUAUCAACGAUGACGGCGACGGCAACGAGAACGUCAAAAAAGCAAUAGGUUUAUUGAGCAAAACAACUAGUUUGCACGCGCAUCACACUUUUUUGUACAUUUCUUUGCCGUUACUACACGACUACGACAUGAAAAUGCCUAGUUUCACGUUUUAUGGAGAACGCAAAACAAGCGACGACAAACUUUUCUUUCUCUUUCUAAACUUGAGUCUCGUUUUGACAACUCAGCGUCGUUUAUAAAGUAUUAGCCCUGUCUUUUAAACGCUUUUCCGUAGGUCAGUUUCUUCGUAUGUUAAGUGAUGUUUCGUUCAUAAAAUUCGAGACCACUAAUGUUACCAGUUGUGCAGUUAAGUUUUGCCAUAUUUUUUAUCCCGCGAUUUUUUGUACGUUAUGCUUGUUUUAGCCUCAUUAGAUUAUAUCAUACUUUUAGUUUUCAACAAACCAUAGAAACCUUAUGUUUAUGAUGCUUUUUCGUACAUUCAUCGUCCGCUUGUCUUCUUCCCGCUUCUCCGUGGGUAAAUUGUUAUUCAUUUGUAAUAUUAGUUUUACUUUUGUUUUCUGAAAGUUGUUUCGUUCUUACGUAUAAUGAGGAUUUAAAAUUGAUUUUACAGCGCAUGUUAAUUCAUUUGCACCGUAUAAGAAUCGAUUGUCCUUUCCACAUUUUUAACAUUUGUAUAGUAUCGUUGUGAUUUAACACUUCACUGGCCAGCAUGCGCCUUGUCUGCGUGAAGAUAAGACUGGGCAGAUAACGUGACCGGUGCUUACCUGUCAUUUUUUUCAGGCCCGGUGCUUUCACGUAAAAAAACCCUCCAACGAGCCUUUACGUAAAGUAAAAACUUAUUAUUUUAGUGUCUCAGAACGUUGCAGUUUUCUUUAAUAAAGACGUGAUCAUUAUAAAACCGCAAAUGAUAGCUGUACUCUUGAUGAAGAUUGCCUUUUUGGGGCGGUAAUGCCUUUUGGAAAAUGGUAGAAGUUGCAAUUCAAAAACUUCUUGGGGGAUGUAGGGGGGGGGGGAGGGGCUCCAUGACUGCUUGCGACUUCCCUGGCUACUAACAACAAAUACCCGGCAACUUGAAAUCUUAGUGACAACCCUGUGCUUGAUAAACCUGUUGUUUUUUUUUUACUUUCUCAUUGUCAUCCCUGCCGUUGUUGUUAAAGCUCCUUAAUAAUGAAACCCCUGCUGAAGCUAACAGCUUUAUUUCACCCUCCCCUAUAAUCAACAUUCAUGUCAGUUUUCCUGGUAAUGACCCUGGAAAAUUCAAGGGGGCAGGGGGAGGGGGGGUGAGGCAUGCAUCCUGAAACCCUUCCCUUUUUUAGACCUCAACCACUGUUUCUCAGAAGUGAUUGAUGAAAAAAGGCACCCCUUACCCAAUUCCAGAAUCAGGGCUCUAGAGAGCAGACAAACUUGCCCUAUUUCAAUAAAAAAUACAGCUACAAUUUCAGUAAUUAUCAUACCCCACAUUUUAGGCUGAAAGGGGUCCAAAACUAAACCCUAUGUUAUAUGACUUGUCAGGAGUAAUAUUAAGUGUGAUAAGGGAGAAUCCCUACCCCACCCCUAUUGUUCAUGAUUGACAUCUCAAUGUAACUUCUGUUUAGGUUUACAUGACCGAGAGGAAGGGGAUCUUGGUCCAGUGUAUGGAUUCCAGUGGCGCCACUUUGGUGCUAAAUACAUCAACAUGCAUGCAGAGUAUAAGGGCCAGGGUGUAGAUCAGUUAGCAACUGUGAUAGACAAGAUUAAAAAUAACCCAGAUGACCGGCGGAUUAUAAUGUCAGCAUGGAACCCAGUUGGUAAGGCAUAGUUCCUCCUUAACCCUCUUAAGACUCAAUUGUGAUUGGCAUCAAUUUUCUCCUUCUGAUACCACCAUGUAGACACUCAAAGGUUGUAAGAAUCAACAACAAAAAUAAUCAUCUUUAUUUGUGCCCCAGAGAAAAUUAUGCUUCGUACAAUCUUGAAAAUUUAAAGUACUGGAUUUUCUUUGUAAGGUCAUGAAAAGUUCCUUGAAAUUCUCUACAUUUUAUUCACCAGACACAAUUUUCUGUAAGAUAAUAUUAUUUCACCAAGGCAAAUUUGGCUCAUCCUCAGUGUAAGAACCUGUUAAACUGACGGGUAACAUACAAAACAUUUUUGUGCGUGAACAAUAUUUUAUUUCUGUUUCUUUAUUUCAAAUACUUUUCUGUAGCUCAGAUGCAAUUGCAAGUCACACCCAGUCUUUUUGUUAAGUGUUGUUGUGGAAAGUAGCAUAAAAUAAUGUGAUCAACCAUGGCUGAAGAAAAAAAAAUUAACUGUAAAUUACUCCAUUGAGUACAAGUAAGGUGUUCAAAAGGAGGUUUCAGACUGCCAAUUUACAGAAUAAAUCUUAGUCCUUGAAAACUGUAAUUUGUAACUUGAAAAAUCCUUGAAAAGUCCUUGAAAUUUGUUUGUCUGAAGUUGUACAAACCAUGAAAAAUUAAUGUUGGCACUUGGCAAGAUACGGAGCAUAGCCACUUAGAAAUAGCAAAAUGCUUGUCGCACUAAGUCGCUAACCCAGUGAGGGAUGUUUGCUAGCAACAACAACAACAACAACAGUUUAUUAAGGUAUUCUCAUUUGCAUACAUGGCAUUAUCUAUUAAGACACUUUUGAAAUUAUUACAUGAUUGUAUCUACAAUUCAUGAUCUCAAAAAUAAAAGCAGCAACUGAUUUACAAAUAAAUGGAUCAAUAUUGUUAAAUAGAAACAAAAUAUUUGAUUUUACAUCUAAAUCAGUAAAAGAGUUAUAUUUUUUAAUGAUUUCAUCCAAAAAUUUGUUGCAAGGUGUAUCAUAGGGUGCAAGAAAAGAUGACAUCACAUUCAUUUUCAACUUCAUUAGCUUGACAUCAGAACAGAUUCUUAAGUGUUCAGGAGUCUUGGGUACAAUACAUGUAUAUCUCCCUGUUUCGAAACAAAGUCAAUAAUUUCCUAGGCUAGCAAUGGCUUGUGGCCCAUGCAACCUGCUAAAUAAUAAUUGCCUUUGGAUGAUGUACUCCUAUGUACCCUGGAUUUACCUAUGCAGGGCUCCUUUAACUUCUGGACUCCCAACAUACAUAAUACAAGUAAUAUCCUUGAUAUUUGAUUUCCCCAUUUUUAUUGUAGUGAGUGUAUGAGAACAUCAAGUACCUAGAACUUGGUAUGCACUGCAUGAUGUUUUAGAUGUAACUGUACGUUAUUACGGCAUAGAUCAAGGGAUUUUGUCAGUUGAAUGGGCUGUAAAGGACAUUGUAUACACAAGACUUCUGUUUUCUCUUAUCAUAGAUUUGCCUUAUAUGGCCUUACCACCAUGCCACUCAUUUGUUCAGUUUUAUGUCAGCGGUGGGGAGCUCUCUUGUCAGAUGUAUCAAAGGUCUGGUGAUAUGGUAUGUGGCUUAAUCAAACAUGCAUUAAUUUUUGUAGUGUACCAAUAGCUUGUUUUGUAGUAGUAUCAUUCAGAGGAGCUAUUUUUUGGAGGGGAAGGGGGCUAGUCUAUUGCCUCAAAAAGUAAAAAUUAAAUAACAUAUAACAUUACAUUACAUAUAAGUCCAGGCCCUUUAAAAGUUUAGUUUUUCAAAAUGUGGAAAAAUAAAUUGUGAUAUCCACUGGAUAGUGAUUUAUCCGGUUGAUACUGCUAUAUAUCCACUGAUUGAAUAACCAGGGCCAGGCCCCUAAUUCCACUUAUUUUUCUGAUUGAUUGGGUGAAUGAAUGACUCACAGGCUACUGGCUCACUGACUGGUCAUUAAUACCGACUACACUGCAAGUGACUAACUGGUAACCUUCUUGGCUGAGUGACCUGGCUAUAGCUACAGGCUGGUUGACCUACUUAAUGCUGAGCGACCAACUAACAGAAUAACUCUUGACAGUGAUUCAGCUACUAUAAUUAACUGUGACAGACUUUCAUACUGACUGAUAAAGCUAUGGCUUGUCACUAGGCGCCUGCCUGGCUGACUGGCCAGCAGAAUGGUUGACUAAUUGACAUCUGACAACUGUCUGACUGGCUGUCUAACCACACUUGUAACUAAAUAAUGUUGAAAUGACUUAAUACUGACUGACUGACUACUGAGUGAUUGCUGUUUGACAUACUGAAUGAUUUACUGAUGGCUGAUGACUGUCAAGCUGACUGGUUCUUUGAUUGACUGGCUACUGACAGAUUGCCUUGUAUCUGACAACUGAAAGUCAGGGUUUGAGCUAGGAUUUGAUCACUGGGGGACAUUUUCAUUUUUAGGGGGACAGAAAUUUGUACACCCUUCUGCUGAUGCAAAGGGGUUUGUCUUCUUAGAUUUCCGACAAAAAUAGCACAACCAUGUGUGAUCUCGUGAUUUUUUUGGUUUCCUUCGAUCCUCAUCCGUUUCUUCCUGAUUAACACACUGUUCUUCUUCUGUAUCAUUUUUCUGAUUCACUCUGGCUUUGAUUUGGAGCGAAAAAGCAUUCUAAUGUUUGAACAUUUUUUUGAUGUGACAUAUGUUAAUGAUUGCCAGGCGCGUUCACCAUGCUUGGUUGAGCAUGAGACCUACAUGUUCAGUAGAGCGUGACUGAAAUGUGACUUUAGAAUGAACUUUAAACGUGCAAUAAAAUAUACUUUCCACGUUCUGUUUUAGCUUGCAAUUUCUGUACUGAAAUAAAUCUCUUCAUGUGUGCUUCCUUUCGAGUUUUUUUCCCUAAAUUUUGAAGGGGACAAAUUGUCCCCUUGGCCGUUUUCUUAAGGGACAAUUUCACUUGCAGUGCCGUAUUGGCACAAUGGCGUGGCCUGGCUCAAACCCUGGAAAGUGACAAAGUAUCAGUACUUAUCGAUUGUUUGAUAGGAUGUCAAUGAUCAGUAUGGUCAUUUGUCGUUAGUUAAAAUAUUGGAGGAACUAUUUGUUCCACAUUUUACCUUUUUUACUUAAACUGUCAUUAAUUUUGUCAUUGCAACAUGCACGUAAUUAUGAUAUGAAAUGUUAAUUUUUCAAUAUAUUGUUGUUAAUUUUUUAGGGCCUUGGGGUACCAUUUAACAUUGCAAGCUACUCCCUUUUAACACACAUGAUUGCACAUGUCUGUGAUCUCAAGGUAGGAUGCAUAAAUUUUUUACAAAAAGAAAAUGUAACUGUUUGCCGAACCAUUAUCCAACCUAACUUGCAUUUGAUUCUAAAUUUCCUUUGAUAAGGUUUCCCAGCCUUAAGUAUAUUAUUUUAUAUUUACAGUAGUCAAAAGAAAUUCUCCUGAAAACAGAUUCUACCUACAACAUUAUGUACCCCCUAUUAUUCAAAACUGAAUCAUUGGAUAUCGCAAUUAUUCUAGAGUUUUGAUUGGCUAAGCCAUGAUGGUAUAUUGGCUCAUACACCAUGCUUUCCAAAUAUGGUCGCUAUGCAUCAGUUCCAGACUAGUAGCAAACUGAUAAUUUUUCUUCAUGGAGGAGGGAAUGGGACCCAAAGAAAAUUGUUUUACAUGUAAUUUUAUUACAACACUAGAAAAUGCAAUAUUUUAUUAUUUCAAUGAAAGACAAAGAAAGACAAAGUAAAAAGAGUAUGGAAUGAAGUUUUCCCUGUUUCUCAGGGGAAAGUGAAGCUUAUUUAUUCUUCUUUUUGAAAUAAUUUUUAGCCUGGAGACUUUGUUCACACCCUUGGAGAUGCACAUGUCUAUCUGAAUCAUGUUGACGCUUUGAAAAUCCAGGUAAGAGGAGUUAUGUCGAGAAUAAAGUUAAUUCCCACUUUUGUUCUCACAAUUUGUCAUGUAUUAAUAUGCAAUGAAAGUAGUCUCUGAUAGCUCUAGGCUAGUAGAUUUUGCUAUCGGGCUAGUGAAUUCUGUCUUUAAAAUUACCAAAGAAAUGCAUGUUAUCAUUAUCCUGCUCAUCAAACCUUUUUUGGGGGCUAGUUGAAAUGACUUUUAGGCAAGUACAUGCUAGCUAUUCGGGGAAGUUGUAAAACUAACUUUCUUUAUAUCCUGCUGUAUAGGGGUGUAUAACCAAUAGGUGCAUGUCCAUGUACCGGUACAUGUCGCUUUUUGGAAUCGUCAUACUAGUUAUCCAGGUGAUGCUCCUCCAGCUCCCCCAAGUCUCUCUAAUUUUUAUUAUUCAAAUGGAUAUGAUGGCUGAAAAACAAAAACAAAAAACAAAGAGAAAUUGAUCACUAUGAAUUCUUUUGACAGCUUACAAGAGAACCACGCCCAUUUCCAACUCUGAAGAUAAAAAGGAAUGUUGAAGACAUUGACAGCUUCAAAUUUGAAGAUUUUGAGAUCAUAGGAUAUGAUCCACAUCCAACAAUUAAAAUGAAAAUGGCCGUGUAAAUACAGAGGAUAAUAUGCCUUAUGUAAAUAUAAUGCUACACCUUUUUCAUGUGCAUGUAAAAUUAGUCUGAAAUGUCAUAUGUCUCCACCCUCUAACCCAUGGGGGGCACGGGGGAGUGAGACAUUAGUUUGAAAUUGUAUGGCAUUUCAGACUAGAGAGACAAGCGUUAUACCAUGUAAUGGUGUCCGGUCACAUCACCUAGUAUGCAUUUUUUUAAAAAUUCUUAACAAGUUGGCAGCCAUACACUGUAAGUCACUGAAAUGUGAACAACAGCAUGCAUACAUGUAUGGGGUCUAUAUGAAGUGUUCUGUGAUUUGACUGCAGUGAAGCUUGAUGAUAAAGCCUCCAGAAUAAAUGUACGGGGUUUAACUUUUCGAGUUUGAAAUGAACAGUUGACAGCAGGCUAACCACAACUUAUAAGCUUGUAAUAGUGUGAAACGUGACUUUGGACUUGGAGUUAGCUUGAACUACAGAGGUUCCCUUCUUUCGCUUAGGUUAUGUAGUACACUGAGUAUUUUAAACUCUGACAGAGAAAAAAUUACUUUUGGCAUUCUAAGUCUAACAUUUAGAGGUCAUGAAGCUGGUCUGUUUCAUGCAUAUUGAGUAAUUAUUUCCUGUGGUCUAGAGCGCGCUGUCCUACUGUACAGUUCCUCCGAUGGCAUUUACUUUUGCGGCUGAACUGGUAGUGCAAGUAACAAGUGCCUAAUGUGAGACUGCAGUUAAGGGUUCCUCAUCAGUUGGUAGUAUGGUACAAGUCUUCACUUUGUGAAGAGAGGCUAACUCUAAGGUCAUGUUUCACACAGCAGUUAUUAGUCUCAUUUGGCCUGUCAAUACUAUUUCAAACCGGAUGUUUUGCUUAGCAAGUUCAGCCACUGAUAAAAGUUUUAUUUUUUUGGAAAGGUAAUAGCCAAUCAAAAAGUACCUACCAUAUUUGCAAAAGAAGGUGAUGUCACCGAACAACAUUAUAAUGCUUGGAAUUCAGACAUCUCUCUCCUCCAUGUCCCUCAUGAGUUAGGGGAUGGA
This is a messenger RNA of Porites evermanni, 9203 nucleotides long. NCBI's taxonomy places the organism in Eukaryota, Metazoa, Cnidaria, Anthozoa, Scleractinia, Poritidae. The record is from the annotation of a GenBank genome assembly.